AUGACUGAUGGCAACCGAAGCGGAUACGGCGACAAUGCUGCCGAAGGCGGCGUUGCCCGGCGUACCGAAGACGCGUUCGAUCGCUACGACGAUCCGAACCGUGGCCCGCUCGACCGCACAGCGAAUGCCGUCACCGGUGGCGUGGGCGGCGUCUCGGCCGCCACGGCAGGAACGUCGCACGAGACGGGUCGGACC
Molecule: messenger RNA, 195 nt
Organism: Sordaria macrospora k-hell
Lineage: Eukaryota; Fungi; Ascomycota; Sordariomycetes; Sordariales; Sordariaceae
Source: the annotation of a RefSeq genome assembly